AUGCUUUCGCUUUCUCCAAAGGCAAAAGAUGAAUUAGUGAUUGAGUUAAGAAAAAGGACACAAAGAAAAGAUAGUAUUUCUGCUCCCGGAAGCACAAAAGAGUUAAUACUUUAUGCAAAAGAAGCUGUCGAAAGUGCAAAAGAAUUAAAAAAAGAGUUAGAAAUUGAGUUGGCUAAGUCAGAGACAAAAAUUCAAGAGUUGGAAGAGAAACAAGUCCUUUUUGAAGAGCAAGAAACUAAGAUCAAUUACCUUGAAUUAAGAGUCCAAGAGUUAACCAACUUAAUCAAAACUCAAAAACAAAAAAUCAUUCAAGACUUUUUAAAUGUUUUACCAGAAAAAGAGUUAAUCCAGCAAUUAAUUACUACUUAUUUAGAGUUCAAGAAAGCAGAAAAACAAGGUUCUCCUUCUCGCAAACUUAAAAAGGAGUGUAAUAAAAUUGAAGAUGUGUUGGAAGAGAGACAGGGUGAAGAUUUUGUUGACAAACUUCAACCUAUCUUAAAAGAACAAAAACAAACCUUAAAACAAAUAACUUAUAACAAAGAAGAAAAAGCAAUUGUAGAAAAGCACGAAAAAACCAGCCAAGAACAAAAUAAGAAUUACCAAGAACUAAAACUAGAAUUAGCCGAAAUGAAAGGGCAAAUUGCCAUAAUAAAAGACAGACCAACUCAACAAUUUAUUAUUUCAGGAACUAACCAGCAAGAUGUAGAAGAAAAAACCAAUGAAAUUUUAACUAAUCAAGAAAUUACUCCGCAAGAGCAAAAGGCAAUCAACCAGUCCACCAAACUUACUACUUUUAAUAGUAUGAUGGGUAUUACUAGCAAAAUAGCUAAGGCAAUUCCCGGAGGAGAAGUAGCCGAAACCUCAAUGGGAAUCAUUGGAGACACUAUUAAUUUAACCGGAACUCUUAUUCAAGAAAAAAAUUUAAAAAACAUUGCUGAACCAAGCCGAGUAACCAUGGAGACUAUUAAAAUUUUAGCUCUAGUUAAAGAUAAACCUUACCCUUUUAGUGCUGACCAUGAUGUUUUUAAGGUUGGAGAAAUUUGGGAAUCAAAUCUUCUCAACCUUAGUUUGGAAGAGUUAAAAACCUUCCUAGAAAAACUUGAUAAGAGUUUAGAAAGUUUUAAACAAGGAUUUCAAGAGCAGAGAACACAAUUAGCUGAGCAAUCCUGGUUUAAAGCAAUCGAAAAGCAAACUGAUUUAUUGAAAGAGCAAACUCAAGACUGA
Molecule: messenger RNA, 1224 nt
Organism: Entrophospora sp. SA101
Lineage: Eukaryota; Fungi; Glomeromycota; Glomeromycetes; Entrophosporales; Entrophosporaceae
Source: the annotation of a GenBank genome assembly